Molecule: messenger RNA, 1490 nt
Organism: Cololabis saira (Pacific saury)
Lineage: Eukaryota; Metazoa; Chordata; Actinopteri; Beloniformes; Belonidae
Product: ADP-ribosyl cyclase/cyclic ADP-ribose hydrolase 1-like
Exons: 8
Coding region: 72-857 (261 amino acids)
Biological process (GO): positive regulation of B cell proliferation
Cellular component (GO): plasma membrane
Molecular function (GO): phosphorus-oxygen lyase activity; NAD+ nucleosidase activity
Source: RefSeq, a predicted model, not a curated record
GUGCAGCUAGUUUCCUAUUACAGGUCUGCAAAAUCAACUCGGAUCAUUUAUUUAAAAAUUGAACCAUUAAGAUGGACCUAAGAAUAAUAUUGGCCAUCACCUGUGGCGUCAUUUUUGUCCUUGUUGUCAUUAUUGUUCCACCGUCAGUGCUUCUCUCUCCUCGAACCUCCCAGUUCAGGUCAACAUUCAGGAAGAAAUGUCAGGCAUUCUCAGAGACACCCCAAAGAUGUGACGAUCUAUUGAGUUUGUUUGAGGAUGCUUAUGUGGGGCUGGACUCGUGUGACUUUCCGUUGGAUGCCUAUGACCAGCUCUUUACGAAGAACCCCUUCACACACUCAUGUGGCAAAACAAUGUUCUGGAGCAAAACAAAAGGUCUGGUCCAUGAGUUUACUAAGAAGAGGGAUCAUUUUAUCACCUUAGAGGACACGCUGCUGGGCUACAUAAUGAAUGAUCAGACCUGGUGCGGAAAGAAGGGCAGCAAAGAAACCUACACCUAUCUGUGUGACAAGUGCAUAAUCAACCCUGAGACUUCAUUCUGGAGGAAAGCAUCAGCUGAAUUUGCAGAUUAUGCCUGUGGGGAUGCCAGUGUAAUGCUAGACAGACGGACCCAGGAACCAUUUGAUCCUACCAGUUAUUUUGGUGCUAUUGAAGUGAAGAGACUCGUUCAUCCCAGGGUGGUUAACCUGAAGGUCAUUUUGGUUACUAGAGACAAUAACUUAAACUGUAACCGAGAGUCUCUGCAGCUGUUGCAGAACAUGCUGGAUCCAAACAUCACCUACAGCUGCACGCCUGUAUCUGAGUCCCGUAUCCGCUACUGCAUUGAAAGGGGUUUAACCACCGAGGCCUGCUGGAGUUAAACCUUUCUGACAUCAAACGGUCAGAAAGAAGCUGGGAAGACAUGUGUUCUUUUUCAUUCUGUCACAAAACUCAACAAUAUUCUUUUCAUUACUAGAUUAACUGCAAGUACAGCCGGAGCACUUGCUCUGAAACAGUCAUGUGUCAUCUUUUAAUCCUAUGGUUCCUUUUUUGGGGGGAUUUCUCAGCCAUUUCUCGUUCCAGCAUAGCUUUGAUCCAUUCAGGCAUUCAGGUUUUGGCUUGUUUGGUUAGACACCACUGCGUUUCAUCUGUGUUGACGUUUACGUUUUUCUUCAUUCACACAAAUGUAGAUUUGUUGAUUUGCUUUGGAUUAUUUUCCUGUUGCACGACCCAGUUUCAACAAAGUCUGAGAUGUAGCUCUUGUUUUUGUUUGUUUAACCUUAUAUGGGGUUGAUCAUUAGCAGCAUUUGGCUUUAACUUACUACCUUUAAACCUACUGAAGCAGUAAGGGGAUACUUAGUAUUGCCCACAUGUUCCUUUUCUCUUUGUGACUUCAUUUUUGUUAAAUGUGUAAUUAUUGACUCAGAUCUGAACUUCAACAGCCAUCUAAAGUUUAUCAAUAAAUCUGCUUAUUACCACCUGAAAAACAUUGCUAGAAUUAAGGGGAUUCUGUC